UUAUAAAUUAGUACUUCAUUUCUCCAUGAUUUUUUUCUCAACAGAGAAGUCAGGAAUGGCUGAAGAAAACCAUACCAUAAAAAAUGAGUUUAUCCUCACAGGAUUUACAGAUCAUCCAGAGCUGAAGACCCUUCUCUUUGUGGUGUUCUUUGCCACCUAUCUGAUCACCAUGGUGGGGAAUCUUGGCCUGAUGAUAUUAAUUUCAAAAGAGCACAGUCUUCACACACCAAUGUACAUCUUUCUGGGCAACCUUGCGCUUGUGGAUUCCUGUUGCUCCUGUGCCAUUAUUCCUAAGAUGUUAGGCACCUUCUUUUCUGAGAACAGAAUGGUUUCCCUCUAUGACUGUAUGGCACAAUUUUAUUUUCUUUGCACUGUUGAAACUGCAGACUGCUUUCUCCUGGCAGCAAUGGCCUACGAUCGCUAUGUGGCCAUAUGCAGCCCACUGCAGUACCACACCAUGAUGUCACAGAAACUCUGCAUUCAGAUGACGACAGGGGCCUACGUGGCCGGAAAUAUGCAUUCCAUGAUUCAUAUAGGGCUUCUAUUCAGAUUAGUGUUCUGUGGAUCUAAUCAUAUCAACCACUUUUAUUGUGAUAUUCUUCCUUUAUACAGACUCUCCUGUGUUGACCCUUAUGUCAAUGAACUGGUAUUGUUUGUCUUUUCAGGCUCAAUUCAAGUCUUCACCAUAGGUAGUGUCUUAAUAUCUUAUCUCUACAUUCUUUUUACUGUUUUGAAAAUGAAAUCCAAAGAGGGAAGGGUUAAAGCCUUUUCUACCUGUGCUUCCCAUUUUUUGUCUGUCUCAUUAUUCUAUGGAUCUCUUUUUUUCAUGUACAUUAGACCAAAUUUGCUUGAAGAAGGAGAUAAAGAUAUACCAGCUGCUAUUUUGUUUACAAUAGUAGUGCCCUUACUAAAUCCUUUCAUUUAUAGCCUGAGAAAUAAGAAAAUAAUAAGUGUCUUGAGAAAAAUACUGAAGAAAAAUAUCAUAAGAAAGUUUGAAGAACAAUGAAAUCUACUAUAGCUUAAUGAUUUUGAUGAAG
This is a messenger RNA of Molossus molossus (Pallas's mastiff bat), 1037 nucleotides long. Its product is annotated as olfactory receptor 5K1. Gene Ontology annotation, cellular component: membrane. Lineage: Eukaryota; Metazoa; Chordata; Mammalia; Chiroptera; Molossidae. The transcript has a single exon. Gene Ontology annotation, biological process: G protein-coupled receptor signaling pathway; sensory perception of smell. Bases 26 to 1006 code for a protein of 326 amino acids. The record is from RefSeq and is a predicted model, not a curated record. Gene Ontology annotation, molecular function: odorant binding; olfactory receptor activity; G protein-coupled receptor activity.